Molecule: messenger RNA, 1096 nt
Organism: Ricinus communis (castor bean)
Lineage: Eukaryota; Viridiplantae; Streptophyta; Magnoliopsida; Malpighiales; Euphorbiaceae
Product: protein MIZU-KUSSEI 1
Exons: 1
Coding region: 146-901 (251 amino acids)
Biological process (GO): hydrotropism
Source: RefSeq, a predicted model, not a curated record
CAAUUAAUUUCUUUUGCAUAACAGUUCUUUCGACGUGCAUUGCACAACUCUUUUGUCAAUUGUCUCUCUCUCCCUAUUUAUUCAUAAAGAAUUUAAUUCCUGCAUACCACACACCGCCAUUAAAUCCGACCUCUAUAUUAUAUCCAUGGCAAACCCUACUCCACCAUUAUCACCACGUCCACAUUCAUCGCCGCCAUCGUCACCUUCCAUGGCUUCGUCAUCUCCAAGAUCACUGUCCCCUCCACGGCCUGCUAUCUCCCUCCAACAACCAACACAUAAAAAGGGUCCGUCAAAGUCAGCAAAACUCUUCCGUCGUUUCCGGGCAGUUUUUCGGUCAUUUCCUAUCAUAACCCCUACCUGCAAGAUUCCGGUAUCGCUCCAUGGAAGCCGCCUCCAUGAUGGGCAUAUUCAUGGUGGGACAAGGAUGACAGGAACCCUAUUUGGGCACCGGAAAGCUAGGGUUAAUCUUGCAAUACAAGAGAGCCCUAGCUCUCUUCCUAUUUUAUUGCUUGAACUCACAAUACCAACAGGAAAAUUACUACAAGAUAUGGGAAUGGGGCUGGUUAGGGUUGCAUUGGAGUGCGAAAAGAAGCCGCACGAGAAGACUAAGAUCAUAGAUGAACCUAUAUGGACAAUGUAUUGCAACGGAAGAAAGAUAGGGUAUGGGGUGAAGAGAGAGCCAACAGAUGAAGAUUUGGUAGUAAUGCAAAUCCUGCAUGUGAUAUCAAUGGGUGCUGGAGUGAUUCCGGAUGAUGGAACAGAGCAGCCGGAUGGUGAAUUAACGUACAUGCGAGCCCAUUUUGAACGAGUCAUUGGGUCUAAAGAUUCGGAAACAUAUUAUAUGAUGAAUCCUGAUGGGAAUAGCGGACCUGAAUUAAGCAUUUUCUUUGUCAGGAUUUGAUGUGUGUAUACUAAAUACGGUACAUUUCGGGAUAUGUUUUCCUUUCUGUUGGUGCUGCCGAAAUUCUUAAAGGGAUGGGGCUCGGAGGAAUCGAAUUCCAUUCUGCAUUUGACUACUAGCCUAAUAACACAUUUGGAAAAUUUUAAUGGAGGUUUAUCUUUUGGCAGCAAAUACUGUGGCACUAGGCCAAGUUCU